CUUCCUCCCCUUCUCCCAAUCGGCCAUGUUUAAUUUGACUCAUUCAUGAAAAGUUAUGUAAACACAACAGUAAAGCCAUGAUCGUGAAGGCGACAUAGUAAGCGAUGCUAGAUUACUGAACAGCACUGUGAUCUUCUGUGUGGAUGCACCGCGUUGUUUGUACAGAGACUGAUCAUUUGCACGAGCAUUAAUCGCCAGCAGUGGGAAUAAAAGAAUAGCGCGUGAACUGCGCGUGAGGCUUCGGCAGGAAAUCAUGAGGAAAAAGCAGAAUGUGAAAAACAGGAAAGCAGAAGAGACAACCAUUGUCCAAGAGUUUGCAGUGGAAAAAAUCAUCCGCAGAAGAGUCAACGAUGGAAAGGUUGAAUACUAUCUAAAGUGGAAAGGCUUUACAGAUACUUCCAUCAGUGCAGAGAAUACCUGGGAGCCAGAGGACAACAUGGAUUGUCCUGAGCUGAUAGAGGAGUUUCUCAGAAACCUAACCGUCUCAGGAGAGACAGAUCAAGAGGGAUGUCAAUCUCUAGACCCUGAGUUCCAGCCCAAGCAAGAGUUAACUGAGCUAGACGCUGAUAUGGCUCACCAGCGGCUUCAGGAAGAACUCAUUGAGAGAGGUAAUGAGGAGGUUGGUGAUCACAGCGCUGAGAUCCCAGCAGGACAACCCAGCCACCCAGAACCUGACUGCAUCAUCGGAUGCACAGACCAACAAGGAGAGAUCAUGUUUCUCAUCAAGUGGAAAAACACAGAUGAGGUAGCUUUACUGUCAGCCAGGGAGGCCAGUAAAAGGUGGCCCCAGAUGGUAAUCCGCUUUUACGAGGACAAGCUGACCUGGCAUGGCGAAGACGAGCAGUGAGAGGGAAAUAUGUAGCAGUGAAUACUACUGUACCUCCUGGCAGCUUUACACAUACACAAACACUGUGGCAUAAGUUUACUGUUUGACAUAGCGUGUUUUCAAAGUGUGUGAAUCCACAGCCCAAUGUGAAGCUCUUCCUAACACACUAACCUGUAGAAAUGUGAGUGGAGUAUUAGAGCGCUACUGUAGUGUACAAGUGGUUUAUUAAUCGAAUGUUGUUGUGUCUGUUGUUUGAAAAGUUCACUUGUGAUGUUCAUUCUUCUGUCCUCUUUGUUACUAUGAUCUGAACUGUGAUUUAACAUGGGAGAUGACGACGGAUGUACAAAACCUGCUCGAGAGGAACCGUUUGUUGUGUAAAUGUACUAUGAACCCCCUGGUUACGCACUUACUCAAGUUAUACUGUGAUGGAUCCCGUGAUCUGUAAGAGCAUAAAGUGUGGCUCAUGCAGGUAUAAAUCCUUAGAUUUGCACAAAACAGAUUCUGGAAUGUAGCCUAUACAAUCACAUUUUUUUGUGAACAUCGACAUACUUGUUGUUGGUCAGCGUCACUUUCAUAGCAGUAGUGUCAUUUGGGUUUCGAGGUUUUGUGUUUAAGACCUUUGUCUGGUAGUUUCACUCUCCUGGCUUCCUGUUUUCUGUAAAGAUCACUGUUAACAUUAAAUCUCGAGUGAGCAAUCUCUAUAGGUGCUUUAAAUAAACACAAAAUUACCUCAGAA
Rhinichthys klamathensis goyatoka is the source of this 1562-nucleotide messenger RNA. It is a transcript of the gene cbx3b, whose product is annotated as chromobox homolog 3b. The record is from RefSeq and is a predicted model, not a curated record. Gene Ontology annotation, cellular component: pericentric heterochromatin; nucleus. Gene Ontology annotation, molecular function: chromatin binding. Bases 254 to 847 code for a protein of 197 amino acids. NCBI's taxonomy places the organism in Eukaryota, Metazoa, Chordata, Actinopteri, Cypriniformes, Leuciscidae. Gene Ontology annotation, biological process: chromatin organization; negative regulation of transcription by RNA polymerase II. The transcript is spliced from 5 exons.